Ahaetulla prasina is the source of this 636-nucleotide messenger RNA. RefSeq lists its product as uncharacterized. The record is from RefSeq and is a predicted model, not a curated record. Lineage: Eukaryota; Metazoa; Chordata; Lepidosauria; Squamata; Colubridae. Gene Ontology annotation, molecular function: nucleic acid binding. The transcript has a single exon. Gene Ontology annotation, biological process: DNA integration. The annotation marks the transcript as partial.
UUAAGGGGAAAGGUACUGGACCUCCUCCACGAGGGUCACCCAGGGAUCGUAAGGAUGAAGGGGCUGGCAAGAAGCUAUGUGUGGUGGCCACUCAUGGACUCAGAGAUUGCUGAGAGGGUAGGGAAGUGCCAGGCUUGCCAAGAGUCCAGACCGCUACCCCCAACGGCCCCAGUCAGGGAAUGGGAAAAACCCCAAGGCCCCUGGUCAAGAAUCCACAUUGAUUUUGCUGGCCCUGUCCAUGGCCAAACUUUCCUAGUGGUUGUCGACGCAUUCUCUAAAUGGUUGGAGAUCAUACUCAUGAAAUCCACUACGACCGAGGCAGUAAUCGCAGCCCUCCGCCACCUAUUCGCAACCCACGGGUUGCCUGACACUCUGGUGUCCGACAACGGCCCGCAAUUCACGGCAGCCCAGUUCGAAGAAUAUUUGGCAGAGGAGGGCAUCCGACAUGCCCUCUCUGCGCCUUUCCACCCUGCGUCGAAUGGCCUUGCAGAGCGUUCCGUCCGGAGCGCUAAGGAGGCAUUGUCCAGGCUCAAGCCAGGUGACUGGCAGACAAAGAUAGAUUUCUUUCUGGCUGUUCAGCACAGAACCCCAAGCACUGCUACCGGCAGAAGCCCAGCCGAAUUGUUGAUGGGACGG